Molecule: messenger RNA, 606 nt
Organism: Wasmannia auropunctata (little fire ant)
Lineage: Eukaryota; Metazoa; Arthropoda; Insecta; Hymenoptera; Formicidae
Product: maltase 1-like
Exons: 3
Biological process (GO): carbohydrate metabolic process
Source: RefSeq, a predicted model, not a curated record
GCAACAUCGGCGAUAUUUAUAGAGCUAUGUUUUUCUGUAUUGUCAGGGAUAACUUCAAAGUUGGAUUAUUUCGUGGAAACUGGCAUCAAUGCGAUCUGGUUAUCGCCUAUAUAUCCAAGUCCCAUGGUCGAUUUUGGAUACGACAUAUCCAAUUUCGUUGACGUCGAUCCGUCUUUUGGCACAUUGAAAGACUUCAAAAAUCUUCUAAGACGCGCUAAAGAACUCGGUCUAAAAGUGGUUCUUGAUCUUGUGCCGAACCAUACGUCUGAUAAACAUAUAUGGUUCCAAAAGGCUCUUCAAGGUAACAAAAAGUACAAGGACUAUUAUAUAUGGGCAGACGGCAAAAAUAAAGACGGCCAAACGCCGCCCAACAAUUGGCUCAGCGUGUUUAGUGAUUCCGCAUGGCAUUAUGUCAAAUCAUUAAAUCAAUGGUAUUUUCAUCAAUUUGAAUAUAGACAGCCUGACUUAAAUUACCGUAAUCCUCAAGUAAGAAAGGAGAUGAUAAAUGUCUUGAAAUUUUGGCUGGAUUUUGGUAUAGACGGAUUCCGCGUUAAUUCCGCUAUAUUUAUGUAUGAAGACCCAAAAUUACGGGAUGAGCCUAGAAGU